AUGGAUAGCACCUAUAUGACAACGAAGCCAGCUUUAAACCUGCGAGACUUUCUAUCCGACUAUCAAAAUAAGAUAUCCGGUACUGCAGACGAAGUGCCCUUCUUUCUGCAAACAAACCCAGUACUUGUCGACGUGUCUGAUAGCUGUUCUCUGGACUUGAUCGAGUCCCCAGACGACAGCUCGAUUGCAGUCUUCCAGCCCGCCGCAGACAAAUGCCGCCCAACCUUUUCUCUGCCACAGGAGAACCAGCAUGUGCCCUCCACAUUUACGGCUCUAAGCCAGCACAAGGACAAGUCCCGUAAGUGUCCCUUUGGCCGCACCCAGUACAGCCACAAACUGAAUCCGCCGCCGACAGACGCUCCUAACCUCCACCUCGAUGCUUGCGGUGAACUGGAGCUAACCGUGCGUGUCUAUCGACCACCGCGGGCCUACCAUCGCGGGUUUAAGGUGGAGAUUCCCGUUUUCGCCGAGGAAUUCGUAUGUCUGGGCAGCAACUAUCUGACCGAGCUGCGGGACAAGAUCAGCUGCGUUUGCAAUGGAAAACGCUUUGUCGACAUCAGCGACGAUCCGGAUGCACCGUUGCCAUCCAUUGACACAAAUCCCGGUUACUUCUUCAUCAACGACACAUUCUACAACGACCAGCGGAAUCCGAACAAUCCCGACUAUUCCAAGACCGUGUUGCAGUGGGCGGCCAAAGCGAACGGAGUGAACGGAGAAACGCUUAAGGUGGAGAGUAUGGAGGGCAAAAGAUUCAUCGAUCUUACUGUCAGCCCCGGGUCACCGCUACACUACCUGCACCACGGCAAUUGCGAGCACCUGUUCGUGAUCUCCCAGAUCGAGGUGCUAACGCCGCUCAGUAAACGGCCAGAUCGCAGCCUGUAUCCCUAUCCUCACGCCUUCAGCACCUUUAACCGCAGGACCUGCUAUAUGUGCGGCAUUCGCAGCUAUAGCUUCAUCGUGAACCAGUCCCGGCGACAGCUGCACGAUCCCUCCUACCUGUGCCGCAGUUGUUUUCUCAGUUUCUUUUACGUGGAUGGUGUCAAGCUGGGCCAGUUCAAAGCCUAUCGCAUGUACGACCAUGUAGAGCUGGAGAACGAAGAGGAGGACGUUAAAGAACAAAAUCUCCCCUUCUGAAUAAACAUGCAGAUGUGUGAUUUUUUCUUUAUUUGCGAUCUCCUUUGACUGCAAGAUCGCUCAAGGAGUUGAUUGAUAUUUUGUUCUUGUAAAAUAUUCGUAGAUAGAUUUAAAUAAAAUACAUACACGUUGCAACAAGA
Molecule: messenger RNA, 1274 nt
Organism: Drosophila simulans
Lineage: Eukaryota; Metazoa; Arthropoda; Insecta; Diptera; Drosophilidae
Gene: Pbp49
Product: snRNA-activating protein complex subunit 3
Exons: 1
Coding region: 1-1134 (377 amino acids)
Biological process (GO): snRNA transcription by RNA polymerase III; snRNA transcription by RNA polymerase II
Cellular component (GO): snRNA-activating protein complex
Molecular function (GO): bent DNA binding; core promoter sequence-specific DNA binding; RNA polymerase II cis-regulatory region sequence-specific DNA binding
Source: RefSeq, a predicted model, not a curated record